Messenger RNA from Caenorhabditis elegans, 540 nucleotides. It is a transcript of the gene F15G9.6, whose product is annotated as LITAF domain-containing protein. The record is from RefSeq and is marked reviewed. Bases 75 to 416 code for a protein of 113 amino acids. The transcript is spliced from 3 exons. NCBI's taxonomy places the organism in Eukaryota, Metazoa, Nematoda, Chromadorea, Rhabditida, Rhabditidae.
AGUUAUUUUCAGAACGAAUCGCCUUAUAAUUUUCAAGUAUCUCUACAACAUAUGCUAAAUUCGAAGCAAACAUAAUGUAUAAAUAUGAAGAUUCAACUGAAAUAAACUGCCCCAAAUGUUUCCAAAAAUUGGCAGAAAAGCUUACAGAAAUGGCAGAUCUCACAAAGCUUGUGAGAACAUUGUCUCCAGAGAUUUCGGGAAGUACGACAAUUUCUUCUUUGGCUACGACGACCACGAGCUCAGUAAGCCCAAACUGCGACUACGUUACUCAGAAGAAGUACAUCCGCAAUCGCCGCUUGGUUACACGAACUGAUGUGCGAAGUCGCAUGAGUGUUUGGGUUCGUCUCUUUGCCUGGUGCCGUGGUGGGAACAAAGCUCAAGAAGAAAACGGAACAAUUUUUACAAUGCGAUCUUAAGUCAGCAAACUAAGUAAUGUUUGAUCGGACCUGAUUCUCUCAUUGUUUUGUAUCUUCGUACUACUUUUGAAUUAUCAAUCUAUUUUUGUCUAGUAAGUAUCAUGAAGCUUAACAUUUCAACUUU